UGUUGACAUAAAUCAAAGAUUAUUUAUUUUUGUCAAUAAAAUAUGAAGAUUAUAUUAUUUUUUCUUUUUACUUUCAUAACAUAUGUUCUUUCUGGAACUUUUGGUCCUUUAGGGUUUACAGAAUUAAUGCCCCCUUAUGAACCUCCAAGUAUAGAACUUCAUUUUACAGAUAAUUUAAUAUCUGGAACUUAUAGCUUUGAUGACCUUUUGAUAUUUCUUACAGCAAGAAAUGACCAUUCUUGUCUACAGCAUCUCUCAAAUACAUGUGAGGAAUUAACAAAAGUAUACGGUGAUCUUUCCAGAAUUGGUAAUGCCGUAAAAAGUAUAUGUGAACAUCAGCAUGAAGCAUGCCAGAAAUUGCCUGAAGUCAAAAAAGAAUUAUGUAACCUCGAUAAGGUAACUUAUGAAAAACUAAAAGAAUCAUCGUUUACGGAGGAGGAUCAAUGCUAUACUACUUAUACGAAAUGUCGUUUUAGGUCACGAGGAUGUUUUUAUGAAUACAUGGAACAAUGCCGUAAACUGUUAUACAUCUGCCGCUAUAUUUAUAGUGAAUAUGAACUUCAUGCUUAUUUUAUAAAUUUACUUGGUAAUGAUUUCUCCUCGGAAACGUUCCGAGAAAAAUUGAAAGUUACAUGUCGUGAUCUAUUCGACACAAGCGAUCUAUUUGUACAACUCUGUUUUAAUCCUGAUUCGUUACUAUCAGAUUUGAGUAUAACUGAUGUUUUUCAGAAGGCAGGGAAAUUAAGUUUUUUUUUUUAUUCGCAAUGGAGUACAGGAGCUUUAUUGAACGCUCAGGGAUUAGAUGGCGGUUUAUUCUUACCAAGAACUGAUCCUUCAGUUAAUCCUGCAUAUUUUAUGGGUUAUUUGCUUGGUCAACAUGGUUUUACUUCAUUCGUGUCGGAUUGCGUAAAAAUAAGUCAGAAAUGUUUGGGUCUAGGCUUUUUUCCUCAAUCAGCUUACUUUUGUAACGCAGAGUCUAACACUCAUUGGGAUACUACCUGUAAAAAAACCGAGGUCGCGCUUUUGGAACAGCAUGUACCGAAUUUAAAAAAGGAACUUGAAUAUAGACUCUCGGAUCAGCAAUAUCCCGAAGGUAUUUUUUGGUCAGGCAUAAAUGUAAAUUUGUGCACGAAAUUUUUAAGACCAUGUUCUUACUUAGGAAAACUCGAUUCAACACUUAAUAGCUUAUGCGAUUAUCUUAGAGGUCAUUGUGCUUACGGCCUAGAAAUAGGAUCUUCUCUUAAUAUAUUUGAGUACCAGUUUCGCAAAGCUAAUUUAAGAGAGGACUCUAUUCAUAAUCUUGAUCUAUGUCAACAAGCACUUCCUCAAAUAUGCACUAGCAUAUUAAACAAAACUGUAGAUUUCCUUGCUUUCUGUUUAAAACCAUCGCAUACAUGCUUUGCUUUAAUGAGUCUUUAUUUACAUAGAUGCGAUGAGCUUAAAAAGGGAAUGACUGAAAUUGAUCUUUCGGAAAAAGAAUGUCUCAUUAAGUUGCAAAAAGCGGACACCUAUGGAUCUAUGUGCCCACAAAGCGAAGAAUAUCUCAAAUUUCUUACUACAUGUUAUACUAAUUAUCCUCAAAAUCAAUAUCUGAAAAACCUUGCAGCUUCUAGAUUAAAAGAUUUGACUUCUCAAGAAAUAGAGUCUGAAAAACUAGAUGAUGAUGGUUUUUAA
Molecule: messenger RNA, 1674 nt
Organism: Pneumocystis murina B123
Lineage: Eukaryota; Fungi; Ascomycota; Pneumocystomycetes; Pneumocystales; Pneumocystaceae
Exons: 2
Coding region: 43-1674 (543 amino acids)
Source: RefSeq, a predicted model, not a curated record